Pseudoliparis swirei is the source of this 4526-nucleotide messenger RNA. It is a transcript of the gene vezt, whose product is annotated as vezatin, adherens junctions transmembrane protein. Gene Ontology annotation, biological process: cell-cell adhesion. The record is from RefSeq and is a predicted model, not a curated record. Gene Ontology annotation, cellular component: plasma membrane. Lineage: Eukaryota; Metazoa; Chordata; Actinopteri; Perciformes; Liparidae. Gene Ontology annotation, molecular function: myosin binding.
UUCCCCGACUGCCCCGUCGCCUCCAACUUCAGAAUGCCAACGGGCGGUGUAUAGAUGGCGGAGAGCAAUGACGGAGGAGUUUGACGAAGAUGUGGUAUUUGAGAACUCCCCUCUGUUCCAGUACCUGCACGAUCUCGGCCACACGGACUUCGAGGCGUGUCCCACGGCAACGCAGGAGGACGAAUAUGGCGGCGAAGAGGGAGACCUCCCCUACGGAGAUCCGAGGAAAACUCCAGGAGGAUGCUUCCGGAGGCUGGCUGAAGCCGUGUGGAGGUGGAGUCCGAUCCACCGGGCGGCUGCGUCUCAGAAGAUGGGCCAGCAGCUGGACUGUGUGUUCGGCCAGUACUCGGUGAAGUGCAUUCUGGGCCAGGACGUGCUGCUGCAGGAGGACGUGGAGCUGAUCGAGCUGCUGGACCCGAGUCUGCUCACGCUCGGCUCGUCCAGCCGAGCGGGCGUCCUGCCCAGACCCGGCCUCCUGGCCAGGCCCUCCCUAUGGGACGUGGCGGGGCUGGUGGGCCUGGCUGCAAUGCUGCUGGGCUGCUGCUCCGCGUCUGGCGGGGGCCCGUGGUCGCCGGCCGCCGCGGCCCCCUGGGGCCUGGCGCUGCUGGGCUGGCUGGGGACGAGGGGGGUGCUGCUGUGGAGGCGGGGCCGCAUGCAGACGGCCGUUCACCGCGCCACGCAGCUCCAGACGCUGGUCCACAACAGCAAGGCCCUGACGGGGCUGUCUCGCAAAGCGCUGCGCCUGGUGCAGGAGACGGAGGUCAUCUCCAGAGGGUUCACCCUGGUGAGUGCGGCCGGCUCCUUUAGCAGGGCGGGGGCGGGGGCGGUGUCGCGCGGCCAGCAGCUGAUCGGACUGAGGAAGGCGCUGUACCGGGCGCUGCGCACGGCCUUCAGGGCCUCGCGCAGGGCCACCUGUCACAUGCUCAAGGCGUUCCCUCUGAGCUCUGAGAUCGACAACGUGACAAACUACGUGUCGGCCGUGCCCCUGAAGGAGCUCGGCCUCGGCCUGGGCGUCGAGCACCUGGGCGACGAGCAGGCCCAGGAGCUGACGGACGACUACAGCCUGCCCGCCCUCAAGAUGCUGUACCAGCUGUGGGUCGGGCAAAGCUCCGAAUGUUUCCGCCGCCUCGCUCUUCUCCUCUCGCCGCGAAGGAUCGAGGAGCCCGAUGAGGGCGGAGCCGGAGCCGGCGACGCCUCACCUCCUCCUCCUCUUCUUGCCCCGCUGCACCGCUCCAUCGCCGCGGUGACGGAGCCCCUCCACCACGCUCUGGCCACCUGCCUCUGCGACGUGCAGCGCAGCUUCGACUUCCACCGGCACUUCGAGACGCAGCCGAGGACGCCGGGCUCCGACCGGACCGGCCGCGUCGGGGAGAAAUGCCGAGAGCUCAACACGUUGCACUCCUCCAUCCGAAGCCUGCAGCUGCACCUCAAGGCCCUGCUCAGCGAGAUGAUCAUCCUGGAGGACGACCUGGAGAAGCUGAUGGUGUCCAAGGAGGAGCCGACGGAGCUGACGCUGGAGGGCUACCAGGACCUCAGCGACCGGCUGCACCAGCUGCAGCCGCACAUGCAGGCCAGCUCGGGCUGCUGGGAGAACACCGUCGGCCAGGUGGAGCGCAUGCUGAGGCGGGUCAACGCCUGCUCAGGUAAUGCCGAGGGUCCGGAGCAGUGCGGCCCCCCCGUGAUUCCGGCUCCGCCUCCGUCCUACCCGUUGAUCCUGGACAGAGACCCUGUGCCAGAGGAGCUGGAGUGGGAGGCCUACGUGUCCGACUCGGACUCGGACUCGGACGGCGAGGCCAGAGGCUCCUGGUCCGACAUCUUGUCGCCGGAGCAACGGGAGCGGCAGCAGCGGGAGAGGGAGGAGUCCCGCCGCGUCCUGUCGGAGCUCAAAGCCGUGCUGGGCUUCCGUGCCUCAGAGGGGGAGAGGAUGAAGAGGAAGCAGCUGCUCUUCAACGACCAAGCUGCUCCCUCUGCUCACGGCGAGAGUCCAGAUCCGGUCACGAGUCUGCUGGACGCUCCGACCUCUCCGAUCUCUCCGGGGUCAGCGGCGGAAAGUGGCGGCGAGGACGGAAACCAUUUCUCGGAGUGCUGUGCGGGAGACGAGGGUGAGGAAGAGGAAGGAGAGGAAGAGGAAGGAAGAGACAGCAGGGCGGGGCCCGACCCCUCCACGGAGUUCAGCUGUGGGUCGGGGGAGCAGGGAGAGGAUUCGGGAGGAGCGUCGGUGUGCGCCCGAGGAGGGGGAGGGGCGUCCGAGCUGCACCAAUACGAGGGCGCCCUGAAGGAGGGGGGGGAGGGGCAGAACGGCCUGGACUGCUGCCUGAAGCCCAAAGCGCCCGCCGUCUCCGUGAUGGACAGGCUGGCGGAGAUCCACGGCUCGGAGGCCCUCAGCUUCAGCGCCGCCCUCGCCGCGCAGGUGGCGGCGCGCUCGCAGUCGCUCAUCGCCAUGAAGGAGCAGACGUUCGGAGAUGAGGAUGAGGAGGAGGAAGAGGGUGAGAAGAGCGACAGACGAACCCUGACGGAGGACUGAAGUUGAACGUCGCUGAGCAGAGACUGUAUUUAUGUCCGAUGUCUUUUAACGGUUAACUCUCCAUUACCCGUCCGUCCGUUUGACUACAUUACCCACAAUCCUUACUGCUCGCUGUAAAAAACUCAGGUACCAGAACCACUAAAACAAAAUAUGACUUUUCAGUAGAAGAACAAUUCACUUUCUGUCAUUCAGCAGGUGUGGAACAAGCAAUCGGAUCCAUUAAAAGAAAUCAUUAAAAAAAAGUAUUAUUGGAUUAUUUCGUGAGAAAAAUAAGUUUUAAUUACAGUUUUCAAAACCGUUCCAGUCCGAGUUACCGUGGAAACGUUUGGGUGCUGGAGGACCUGAGACGUUUGGAUGAAGAUGAAGUCACAGAGAUAAAUGUGAAGUCACACAAAGAGAUUCUUUAAACCGUCUCGACAGCUAAAUGUACAUUUUUGGAGCUUCAUGAAACGAAAAGAGGAGAGAGGAGAGAGGCUUCACCACAACGUGAAAACAACCAGUAAGUUCUGCAUUCAGAAUUCAACUCGACCUGAAUAUAUCGUUGGAGUAUUGAAAGUAAAGCAACUCGUUGAUCAUAAAAAUCCUUUUCAGAGUAUUUAUAAAACAAAGAAAAUCUGGAUUUCAGGAGCUCCGAUGUGUCCUUCAGUAAAUGCAGAAGUAGAAUGGUAUUUUGUUUAUUUCUGUCCCUUUCUGCGACUCCAUCCCUCUUACUGUCUGACGGCCCACCUGGAAUGCAACGCUAUUGUACCUCAGAACUACUCCAGUCGACUGAAACCGGUCCCCCCCCCCUCUUUGUUUACACGGUUUACACUCUGAGGAAAGACGCACUCUACGGACGCCCCCCCCCCCCACCUCCCCCAAAAAAGUGUGAUUUUUAUUUAAUUUUUUCUCAUGUGAGGGCAAUCUAGAACUUUUUUUCCCUAUGAUGUCCCAACAAGAGUCUUGUGAGCCCUGGUGUAUCUCCCCCCCCCAUGUCGGCCUCGACCUCGGCCUGACCCCCAAACGUGAAGUAAAAGGAGAGUUCUGGAGGAGUUUCGGCGUAUCGCAUGUGUUGAAGUCUUUUCCGCCGCCGCUCGUGUUUCAGUGGCGGUAGAGAAACGGGUUCGGUGAGUCACUCGAUACGGUUUGUGUGUUUUUUUGUGUCUUUGUCUCUCCCAAAAACAGCCGGCGCUCCGCUUUCAAAGCCACCGCCGCCCUCAGGGUUCAGUUCGGUCUGUCAAAUCUCCCGAGUGUCUCGAGUCUCUGGAACACACUUGAAGCAACUUUCUGUAAAUUCGCAUUAGAUGCAGACUCUGACCGUGAGAAUUACCCACAAUUCAUAGCAAUGGGAGGUUAAACACAGGGGUUACCGGAGGAAGCGUGGAGACGUACACACACAAAGGUAGAUACAGGACGACACGUGUGUUCAGCCUGGUGUAUUACAUGUACACAACAUUAAGGAUUAGAGAUAGGGUAUUAAUCAGAGGAAUGCAAGCAGAUUAGUAUUAUUUUAUGGAAUUAUUAUUAUUUGUUUGAGUAAAUACAGAUACAAACGGGGAUUUACAGGAGGAUUUAAUCACAAGCAGCCAGUUACGUUUAAAACGAAGGAAACGUUCAAGGAAACUUGAAAAUCUACCUUUUAAAAUUAGUAAUUGAUGAUCAAAUUAUAUGCGGAUUCAUUUUUAUGUUAAUUCACUGAUGAAUUAAUGACAACGUUUUGAACUGACUCACCUGUGAACUCCGUUGUCGUCAUCCGCAGCUUCAGCUUCACGUGUUGGAGAACACCGCCCCCAUGUGGACAAGCGGAGCAACAGCAGCUUCGGUUACAUUUAACUGAGGCUGCUGUGGCGAUGAGGAAGAGGCAAAUCCUCCUCUGUUGCUCUUCCCUUUUUUUUUUUCCCGUGAAAGUUUUUUUGGGGGGGAGUUCAUCCUGAUCCCGUGUGAGGUCAAAGGUCAGGGAUGUCGUAUAUGUAGAUGUAUUUGUGAUUUUGGGCUAUACAAAAUAAAUUGAAUUUAAUUGAAA